Molecule: messenger RNA, 819 nt
Organism: Epinephelus lanceolatus (giant grouper)
Lineage: Eukaryota; Metazoa; Chordata; Actinopteri; Perciformes; Serranidae
Gene: fbxo48
Product: F-box protein 48
Biological process (GO): SCF-dependent proteasomal ubiquitin-dependent protein catabolic process
Cellular component (GO): SCF ubiquitin ligase complex; cytoplasm
Molecular function (GO): protein binding
Source: RefSeq, a predicted model, not a curated record
UGUAAACAACCGUUGAGACAUUUAAACAGUCAGCUGUCAGAGCAGCACGGAGCGACCACACAGCCGGCUGUUUCACCCUGUUGGACUCUGAGCUAUUAUGCAGCAUGACUCCACGAAGACCUCGCCUGUGUUCCUCCUCUCCAAAAGAGGACCCUCCCUGAUAUCCACAUGCGACACCACCACCUCUCAAAACUUUGCCGAGACGUUGCCAACAGAAAUGAGCGUGAAGAUUUUUGGCGAGCUGGACGCCGAGAGUCUGUGCAGCGCCUCACGGACCUGCAAGCUGUGGCACCACAUCAUCGAGGAAAGCGACCAGGUGUGGAGGAGGCAGUGUCUGCUGGUCAGAGCCGUCUGUCAGAGGGAGGUCGACAGCGACAGGAGGGACGGCCUGUCCUGGAAGGUCACUCUGGUGAAGAACUACACUCGCAGCUGUCUGAAGAGAGACUGGCUGAGAGGUCGCUACAGCCACGUGAGAUCAGCGGAGGAGCUGAGCGGCAGGAGGAUGACGCCGCUGGACGCGGAGACCUGGGGAGAGAUCCUGCAGGCUGAGCUCGACAGAUGAUCAAUACCACAUGUAGGAUUUUUAUUCAAAGCACCUCUGGCACUACUGCGUGCCUGAUUUUUAACUCUAAUAUAUAUUUUAUACUUUUGUGUUUCAUGUGAAUAUAUAUAUAUAAAAAAACAAUUGUACAUAAUUUUUUAAAUUGCUUUUUUUUUUAAAGAAAAAUCAUGCAGAAAUGAAACAUUGACAUUAGUUGUUACAAUUAAACUGUUUCAUUGCUUUUACUGUAAAAAUGUAAUAAAUGACGUUGUUGUGAA